UCAGUCUUCUCUCUGGUAUCUAUGAUUAUUCCAUAACCUGUAAGAACAUGUGGCUUAUGACUUGUGACCGUACGAGCGCAUGGUAAUACAUUUAUCAAAAUGUCUGUGGUAUCGUCAAGAGUUAGCAGUGUUUCAUCUAUAAUAAAAGCUACUGGACUUAGAGCGCAACUCAAACAAUGUAACAGAAUACAAUACCUAAAACUCCCUGAAGAUAUUAAAGGUAUAUUAUGUAAGGCAGGUAGUGAAAGUAAAGAAUAUGAGAAGUUGAUAUAUUCACUUAAAGAAGGAGCUAUAAAGGAUAGUGAUUUAGCAAAAUUUCUAUCUAAGGCAAGACAGUGCAUAUCUUUAUUAGAUACUAGACACGAAUUGUUUGUUCAAAUUAUUCUUCGAAUUCAAUGGACGUCUAAAUCAGCGGAAGUGAUUUCUGUUUACAAGCUCUUCUUGCAAGAUUUAGUGUGCAUGCAAACACUCUAUAUAAAAACUGUAAUAAAUUCUUUGAUUCACUUGUUUAAAUCAGUAGAAGAUAAUAAUGCAGAACAUAAACCUGGAGAAUUUAAAGAUAAAGAUAUAGAAAGGCUAAACCAUAUACAUGACAUAUUACAUAAGAUUUUGGAAGUAAUACCAAUGUCAAGCCAAGUUUUGCUACAAUCUCUAGCAUCACAAUUUCCGUAUAUUGCACAUGGCACUUAUACACAUGAAAUUUAUAUUUAUGCGUUAUUACAAAUAUUAAAUUAUGCACCUCAACUGAGGUCAGACAUUUUAUCCUUAAUCAUUAAUAGGCUGACACUGUUAGAUGUCAAUAUACCUCGUAAAGAAGCAAAAGAUGAUGAGGAAGAUGAUGAGAUGAAUGAUUGUACUGAUGAAACAGUUGACGGUGACAAUCCGACAACAGUAAAUAAUGAUGCAGACAAAAUAAAAACUGCCCCUCUAAUUGUACACACAAUGGACACGUGCAUGGAAUUAUUUCUUAAGUACAUGCACGAGUUCUGCUUUGUAGACAAUGCUCUACAAAUAGAAUCCCUGAAAAUAUUAUACAUCGAUAUUCUUCGAGCAUUUGAAACAAUAAUAUUACCCACGCAUGCCAGUCAAUAUGUGCAAUUUAUCAUGUUCUACAUUUGCAGCUUCAAAGCCAUAGUUGCGGAGACUUUCACAGAUUGGUUAUGGCGUAAAGUAAUCGAUCCAAACGUAGCACCGGUUAUACGGCAAUCGGCUGUUUGUUACAUUGCCAGUUUGCUCGCUACUGCAUCAUUUAUCUCUAAUGGAUUAGUGAAGCAGACAAUGUCCCAAUUGAUAAUAUGGAUACGUAAUUAUAUCAAUAUACAAGAAUAUAAGCAAUAUAUUGACGAUAACAUGAAAUCACAUGUCGUGUUUUAUUCUGUAUGUCAAGCUUUUUUUCAUUUAUUUAUCGCGAGACACAAAGAAUUUGUCAACUCAAAAAAUGGUAUGUUAUUUCUUCAAGAACUUGAUAUACCAAGGAUCGUUACUUGUAGAUUAAAUCCUUUGAAAAUAUGCAUCAGUGAGAUAGUUCACAGUUUUGCCGAUAUUACAAGCACAUAUCAACUUGCCUAUUGUUACACUAUAAUUGAAAACAAUGAACGCAAUCAAUUGCCUAUUUUCGGAAUGAAAACGCACUUGCCUGUUUUAAUUUCUAAUUUUUUCCCCUUUGAGUCUUAUACGUUACAACAUAGUAGACAAAGGAUAGUUUCUCUAUUUCAUAGUAAUGUAGUAGAGAUUGAUAGUCGAUCGAUUAAAAGUAAGGAAUAAAUUAUGCUGUUAUAUAUUCAAAUCAAUAUAU
Camponotus floridanus (Florida carpenter ant) is the source of this 1795-nucleotide messenger RNA. It is a transcript of the gene Tif-IA, whose product is annotated as RNA polymerase I-specific transcription initiation factor RRN3. The transcript is spliced from 8 exons. Lineage: Eukaryota; Metazoa; Arthropoda; Insecta; Hymenoptera; Formicidae. The record is from RefSeq and is a predicted model, not a curated record. Gene Ontology annotation, cellular component: nucleus. Gene Ontology annotation, molecular function: RNA polymerase I core binding; RNA polymerase I general transcription initiation factor activity. Bases 100 to 1764 code for a protein of 554 amino acids. Gene Ontology annotation, biological process: transcription initiation at RNA polymerase I promoter.